AUGAAUGCAACCAUUGCAACUCCCGAUGCAAGCCGUAAUAUUGUAGCUAACAAGGGGUUUGGGAUAAGAAGAAGAAGUUCUGGCUUCUGGGGUGAGAACACAAGGGGAAGUCUUAACGUAAGAUUUCCCAGUACUCAACCAUGCAAGAGUUUUAAGGCUUCGAGUCUCAAGCCUGCCACUGCACGCGCUGUUUACUCUUCAGACGUCAACGUCAACGUAGAGUCUCCGGCAACGGAGGGAUCAGUUUUUCAGAGUCCAAAGGCAAACCCUGAAAAUGUAGCUGCCAUCAUACUGGGUGGAGGUGCUGGAACUCGACUCUUUCCUCUUACCAGCACAAGAGCCAAGGCCGCUGUUUCCAUUGGAGGGUGUUACAGACUCAUAGAUAUUCCUAUGAGCAAUUGCAUCAACAGUGGCAUCAGGAAAGUGUACGUUUUAACUCAGUUCAACUCUUUCUCCCUCAAUGCGCACCUGUCUCGCACGUAUAAUAUUAAAAAUGGAGUGAACUUUGGAGGUGGUUUUGUGGAGGUCUUGGCUGCUACUCAAACUCCUGGAGAAUCUGGGAGCAAAUGGUUCCAAGGAACAGCUGAUGCAGUGAGGCGAUUUAUCUGGGUUUUUGAGGAUGCCAAGAACAAGAAUAUUGAACACAUAAUGAUAAUUUCUGGUGACCAUCUUUGCCGGAUGGACUAUUUGAAGCUUGUGGAGCAACACAGUGCGAACAAUGCUGAUAUCACAGUUUCAUGUGUACCUAUGGAUGAAAGCGGUGCAUAUGAUCAUGGGCUAAUGAAAAUUGAUAAAAGGGGAAGGGUUACAGAGUUUUUAGAAAAUCCAAAUGAAGCUGAUGUGAACGCAAUGCGUGUUGAUACCACUCUCCUAGGGUUAAGUGCAGAAGAAGCAGAGAAAUAUCCUUUCAUUUCUCCAAUGGGAGUUUUUGUGUUCAGAACUGAGGUGCUGCUGAAACUGCUAAGAUGGAGUUGUCCUUCUUGUAAUGACUUAGAAUCUGAAAUUAUCCCAUCUUCUUUGAGGGACCACAAAGUCCAAGCAUAUAUGUUCAAGAAUUACUGGAAAGAUAUUGGAACUAUCAAGUCCUUCUUUGAAGCCAAUCUGGACCUAACAGAACAGUCUCCAAAGUUUGAGUUCUAUGAUCAGAAGAGGCCUUUCUUCACUUCCCCAAGAAACCUACCACCCACUAGAGCAAUAAAAUGCAGGAUUGUGGACGCAAUUAUCUCUCAUGGGGUCUUCUUGAAUCAGUGUAAAGUUCAACAUUCUGUUGUUGGUUUGCGCUCACGUUUAGAGGCUGGUUCAGAGCUUCAGGAUACCAUGAUGAUGGGUGCUGACUUCUAUCAAACUGAUUCUGAAAUUGCAACACUGCUGGCAGCUGGAAAGGUUCCAAUGGGUGUUGGAGAGAAUACCAAAAUCAGGAAGUGCAUCAUUGACAAGAAUGCCAAAAUAGGAAGAAAUGUGAUCAUUGCCAAUGCUGAUGGUGUUGAAGAAGCUGACAGGCCUGAAGAGGGAUUCUACAUUAGGUCUGGCAUCGUAGUUAUAGUGAAGAAUGCAACAAUCAAAGAUGGAACAGUGAUUUGAAGGAGUUUGUUGCAGAAAGUGUAGUAGGAUUAGUCUGUUCCAUUGUAUACUCCAAGUUACACUUCAUGUAGGAACU
Messenger RNA from Vigna unguiculata (cowpea), 1657 nucleotides. Its product is annotated as glucose-1-phosphate adenylyltransferase large subunit 1-like. Lineage: Eukaryota; Viridiplantae; Streptophyta; Magnoliopsida; Fabales; Fabaceae. Gene Ontology annotation, biological process: glycogen biosynthetic process. Gene Ontology annotation, molecular function: glucose-1-phosphate adenylyltransferase activity. The record is from RefSeq and is a predicted model, not a curated record.